Messenger RNA from Zophobas morio, 1364 nucleotides. Its product is annotated as putative phosphatidate phosphatase. Bases 226 to 1242 code for a protein of 338 amino acids. Gene Ontology annotation, cellular component: plasma membrane. Lineage: Eukaryota; Metazoa; Arthropoda; Insecta; Coleoptera; Tenebrionidae. The record is from RefSeq and is a predicted model, not a curated record. The transcript is spliced from 4 exons. Gene Ontology annotation, molecular function: phosphatidate phosphatase activity. Gene Ontology annotation, biological process: phospholipid dephosphorylation; phospholipid metabolic process; signal transduction.
UGUUGCGGUUGAUUUCACAGAAACAAAAACGAGAUCUGCUUCGGUUCUUCUUAUUAUGAAUGGCCACAUUCUACCUGGAUGGCUCAACACUCAGUCAUCCGUGGAAUGUCUGCCUCGUACCGUAUUACCUGUUAGUUGCUUGCUGAAUUGAGUAACACGUGGUUGGCUUCUGUUGUUGGUGCAAACAACUUUUCUAGUGUUUGGCUGAAAUAUUUUAGUGUAAAUAUGAAUAAUGUCUAUAAUCCAAAAGAAAUUUACUCCAUCCGAGGCGAUAUGUGCUACGAUAACAAAAUCAUGAUGGUGACUACGCCCCCUGAAGGAGGUUUAGGCGAAGUGGUUAUUCAAAAUAAAAUAGGUCUCGAUAAAAGCAGCGAACUCCACAAAAGAUCGAAAUUGGGAAAAUUGCGAGCGCGCCUGCGUAUACCAAUUUUGGUUGAUAUCUUCAUAAUAGUAACAGUUGGAUUACUGAUAGGGUUAAUCGAAUUUGGCGUCAUUCCCAACACCAAACAGGGUUUCAUAUGUAAAGAUCCGAAGAUAUCUCACCCCUUUCGAGGAGACACAGUUACGAUGACAACUUUGUUAAUAACUGCUUAUUUUGGACCUAUUUUAAUAAUAACACUAGUGGAAAUGUUAAAAGAAAAUUCCUUGAAAAAAGUGUGUGUAGGAACUGUGUGGAAUUAUUACAAAGAGUGUCUAAUAGGAGCAACUUUAGUUCUGCUGAUAACGGAAGUCAUUAAAGUUGUAAUGGGAGAACCAAGACCACACUUCUUGGAUUCUUGUGACCCAGAUGCGAAUAGGAACUGUACACAAGGAACUUUGGUGUUCGAUUACAACUGUACGAACACGGGUUUAAGUAAUUUUUUUAGAACCGAUAUUACUAGAUCGUUUCCUUCUGGACACACCUCGGUUUCUUUAUUUAUCGCCCUUUAUUGUUCAUAUUUAGUCCAAAUUCGUAUACCUACAAAAUCUGUAGGCACUUUGACGAAACCGUUCCUAAUUGCCGUGUGCCUUACGUGGAGUCUUUUAUGUUCACUGUCACGAAUAACUGACAGGAGACAUCACUGGUGGGACGUUCUAGCAGGGGCAUUUCUAGGAAUUUGUGGUGCUCUCUACACUCUUAGUUUACUUCAUAGUAAGGAGAGAAAACAACGAACGAGAAACAGAGUUAGUAGAACGAGCACGACUAUGACCACGUUGUCAGAUAUAAAACCCAGGGACGCUCCUAGUAAUGUCAUCAUAUGAGCUUUGAGUGUAUAGUACAAUUUUUGUAAAAUAAUUUUUAAGACUUUUCAUUGUACGAUGGAAAUUUAUUUAUUGUAUAUUUGUAAAUAUGUAGUUAGAAUUAAAUAUUAAUGUCAGUAUUA